Molecule: messenger RNA, 530 nt
Organism: Manihot esculenta (cassava)
Lineage: Eukaryota; Viridiplantae; Streptophyta; Magnoliopsida; Malpighiales; Euphorbiaceae
Exons: 1
Coding region: 210-386 (58 amino acids)
Source: RefSeq, a predicted model, not a curated record
UAUGAUAAAGGUGUCCACGUGGAAGCUGAAGGGAAACGAGGUUGGCAAGUAGCAGCACACUGGAAAAGUUAUCGAAGGCGCCGUGGUAAUCGCCACCACAUCAAUAAAAACUAGCAAAACCAAAACCCCAAUAAAAAGAGACGAAGAAAACCUAAAAUACCAAAUCUCACAAUACAUAUCUAUCUCUCAGAGAAGAAAUUAAGAAGAAGAUGAUACUGGUGGCUAUUGUAGCGGAGCUUAUGGAGGAGUACACGGCGCUGCUGGCGAGGGUACUCGAGCACAUGUUUAAUGAAGCCCCUUUCCCAAGGCGAGUUCGUUUUCUCAUUCUACGCAGCCUUCCCUUUGCUUCCUCUUUACAUCCUCCUUUAAUUCGAGCUCCCGCUUAAUAAUGUUAAAUUUUGAGUCUGAAUUUCUUCCUUUACUUUCCUCUCUCUCUCUCUCGAUUCUCUCUUUGGGGGCUUUUGUUCUUAAUGUUUUUGGCUGUUUAUGUAAAUUCUUGUGGUUGAAUUGAUCUCAAUUUUACAUUUCAA